Drosophila obscura is the source of this 772-nucleotide messenger RNA. RefSeq names its product 60S ribosomal protein L24 (gene RpL24). Gene Ontology annotation, cellular component: cytosolic large ribosomal subunit. Lineage: Eukaryota; Metazoa; Arthropoda; Insecta; Diptera; Drosophilidae. The transcript has 3 exons. Gene Ontology annotation, biological process: cytoplasmic translation. The record is from RefSeq and is a predicted model, not a curated record. Gene Ontology annotation, molecular function: mRNA binding; structural constituent of ribosome. Bases 30 to 497 code for a protein of 155 amino acids.
CGUUUCUUUUCUUUUCUACGCCCAGCAAGAUGAAAAUUGGCUUGUGUGCAUUCAGCGGGUACAAAAUCUACCCUGGCCAUGGCAAGACCAUGGUCAAGAUUGAUGGCAAGAGCUUCACCUUCCUGGACAAGAAGUGCGAGCGCUCCUACCUGAUGAAGCGUAACCCGCGCAAGGUUACCUGGACUGUGCUCUACCGCCGCAAGCACCGCAAGGGCAUUGAGGAGGAGGCCUCCAAGAAGCGCACCCGCCGCACACAGAAAUUCCAGCGCGCUAUUGUCGGCGCUUCCCUCGCCGAGAUCAUGGCCAAGCGCAACAUGAAGCCGGAGGUGCGAAAGGCCCAGCGCGAUCAGGCCAUCAAGGUCGCCAAGGAACAGAAGCGCGCCACCAAGGCAGCCAAGAAGGCGUCAGCCCCAGCUCCCGCCAAGAAGUCUGCUCCCAAGACGAAGGCCGCCAAGGUUACGCAGAAGUCUGCUCCCCGCGUCGGUGGCAAGCGGUAAACAACACCCACGCAGAGAGACGGUAGUGAAGUGCUAAUGUUUUAACAAGAUUUAAGGAAACAAAGAAGUGAAACAACAAAUUAAACGCUGCGAAUGCAAAUUUGCAGUUAAAAAAAAAGUUCAAACGCGUUUUUGAUUUUUUCAAAAGUUCCCAACCAAAGUUAUUUCUCUAUUGCUAUUGCCCGCAAUGCCCAACGAUAUUUCCAUGGUGGAAAUAUGUGAAAAAGUUCCCCAUUAUUGUGCACCGCUUAAAUAAACAGUUGUCUGGAAUUGGA